Leopardus geoffroyi (Geoffroy's cat) is the source of this 1147-nucleotide messenger RNA. RefSeq names its product natural killer cell granule protein 7 (gene NKG7). Bases 249 to 746 code for a protein of 165 amino acids. Gene Ontology annotation, cellular component: plasma membrane. Lineage: Eukaryota; Metazoa; Chordata; Mammalia; Carnivora; Felidae. The record is from RefSeq and is a predicted model, not a curated record. The transcript is spliced from 4 exons.
CUCAAACCGCUGAUGAGAUGACACUCUCCACCACACACUAUGAGGGGACUUGAAUCUCCUUGGGGGGAGGUCGUUGUCAGGGUAACCAGGAAGGGAGGGCUUACUGCAAGAGUCAGCUACCGGGAACUGCAGGAGACCACACCAGCCUGGUUUCAAAGGCUUAAAGGCUUCUCUUUCUGGAGCUCAGAGGACCCACGACCGGCAGCUUCUUCAUCUCCCAGGCCCCAGACACCCAACUGCUCAUCUCCAUGGAGCUCUGUCGGUCCUUGGCCUUAUUCACUGGCUGCCUGGGCCUGGUGUCCAUCGUGAUCGCUCUGAGCACGGAUUUCUGGUUCGUGGCCGUGGGGCCUAACUUUUCAUUUCACUCGGGCCUCUGGCCAGAGGGGUUUCACAAUACGGUGGCAGCCUACAUCCACGUGACACAGAGCUUCAGCAUUCUGGCCGCCCUGUGUGGCCUGGUGUCGGUGCUCCUCAUGGUCCUGUCCUGCAUCCCCCCAGUGUCCAUCCCAGACCGCGGGCCCCUUGCCUCCUCUGUCACAGCCUUUGUUGCAGCCAUCUUCGUGAUGGUGGCCAUGGUCGUCUACACCAGUGAGCGGUGGAACCAGCCCCGACACCCCCAGAUCCAGUCCUCCUUCUCCUGGUCUUUCUACCUGGGCUGGGUUUCGAUGAUUCUCUUGCUCUGUGCAGGUAGCCUGAGUCUGGGUGCUCAUUGCAGUGCCCCCCGGCCUGGCUAUGACACCUUGUGAGCGAGAGAGGCGACAACGGCAAGGUGAGGCGCUAUUCUCUGAAGACACCGUCAGGAGCCUCAGGCCCCCGCAGCCCCCCCUCCGGCCCUUACCCCCAGCCCUCCCCCAACCCCUUCAUUUGCUUCUUUACCCAUUCAACAAACAUUUGCUGGGAUCUGGUAAUUCUGGGAUUAAUUCCGUCAUGACAUAAGCUGAGGGCAAGCCAGCUCCAUGCUGGGUGACAGAAAGGACUCAGAGCCCUUACCUGUCAUCCGUCUGCUACCACCCGGUACAGGGGCCACCGUGGCCCCGUGUCAGCUCCCUUCUCCAGGCCUUGCCUUUCUCCCUGUUUCCAUCUCAAGACCCUGUCCUUUGUCUUUCCCACAUUAGUGCUCUUUCCUUCUUACUCCCUGAUUUUGCCA